Camarhynchus parvulus is the source of this 3089-nucleotide messenger RNA. It is a transcript of the gene ACIN1, whose product is annotated as apoptotic chromatin condensation inducer 1. The record is from RefSeq and is a predicted model, not a curated record. Lineage: Eukaryota; Metazoa; Chordata; Aves; Passeriformes; Thraupidae. Gene Ontology annotation, molecular function: nucleic acid binding.
UCCGGAAGCGUCCGAAGGCGCAGCGCAAGCGGCGCCACACCAAGAUGGCGGACGGGGAGGAGGUGACUCUGGACGGGCGGCCGCUCCAUCUGCUGCGCGUCGCCGACCUCAAAGCGGCCCUGGAGCAGCGAGGGCUCGCCAAGAGCGGCCAGAAGAGCGCCCUGAUCAAGCGGCUGCGAGGGGCGCUGAUGUUGGAGAACCUCCAGAAGCACUCGAGCCCCCACCCCACCUUCCAGCCCAACUCCCAGAUGGGCGAGGCCAUGGGGCAGAACAGCUUCAUCAAGCAGUACCUGGAGAAGCAGCAGGAGCUGCUGCAGCAGCCGCGCCGGGAGACCCCAAAACCCAAAUCACCCGCCUCGGAGGGGGCAGAGGAGGACGAGGAGGAGGAGGAGGCCGGAGCGGGGAGGAAGGAGCGGCGCAGGAUGGUCAGCGAAUUGGGGCAAAUCCGCGCCGCUUUGGACCCGCUCGGCCCCGCCCCCCGGCCCCGCCCCCGAGUCAAGCCCCGCCCCCGGCGCCGUCGCCCCGCCCCCUCCUCGGGCCCGGCGGGGGAGGAGGAGGAAGAGGAGGAGGAAGAGGAAGACGAGGAGGAAGAGGAGGAAGAGGAAGAGGAGGAAACCCCAAAAUCCGCGGAAACGGCCCCGAAAGAACCGGAAACGGGGGCGGAGCCAAACCGGGAGGCGGAGCCUGCAGCCAACCAGGAAGUGGCGGCGCCGAAACAGGAAGGGGCGGGGCCUGAACCGGAAGCGGAGGAGAAACAGGAAGUGGCGGAGAAAGAGGAAGUGGCGGAGAAACAGGAAGUGGAGGAGAAACAGGAAGUGGAGGCCAAACAGGAAGUGGAGGCCAAACAGGAAGUGGAGGCCAAACAGGAAGUGGAGGAGAAACAGGAAGUGGAGGAUUCCCCUCCCCCCAGCGGGGGAAGCCCCUCCCCUCCUCCCCUCCAAGGGGCGGGGCCUGACAAAGAGGCGGGGCUUCCGGAAGAGGGGGAGGGGCUGAAAGAGGAGGAGGAGGAGGAGGAAGAGCCCCUCCCCCCCUUGCUGAGCGCCGAGGCCCUGCCCCCGCCCCGCCCCUCCCCCCCUCCCUCCUCCUCCUCCUCCUCUUCGGCCUCGUCCGCUCCCCCCCGCGAAGUAAAGGCGCUCUGCUGUUGCCUGGCCACGCCCUUCCCGCGCGCUGAUUGGCGGGUUUUUCACCGCCACGCCCCCCGCGGCGUCGCUUAUUGGCCACGCCUGGCGGCCCCGCCUGCUUGCGACGCGGGGCAUGUUGGGAUCGCGGCAAGAUGGCGGCCCCGCCCGGCUGCGGCCGCCCCGCACAAUAGCGGCGGGGGGAGGGGGCGCGGGCUCGGAGCCGGCGCCGCCCAUGGAGCCGGGAGCCGGCCCCAGCCCCGCCCCCCCCGAGGCCACGCCCAGGGGAUUCAAGAGGAAGAUUGCGGUGCUGUCAGCCAGGGGCAGCCUGGAGCGGACGGGGGCGGGGCCGGCGCGGGGGGGCCCCGGAAGCGGCGCUGGGGGGCGACGGCGCCCAAGAAACCCUCGAUCAGCAUCAGCACCGACUCCCUCAAGAGCCUGAUCCCCGAGAUCCGCGCCGGGGGAGGGGCCGAGCCGCCCCUCCCCCACCCCCCCUCGCUGCUGCUCCCCUUCCCCCACCUGAAGAUCUGCAGGACUGUCACUCAGGUGGUUCCGGCCUCUCUGGGGGAGAACGGGCGGGGGGAGGGGCAGGAGGAGGAGGAGGGGGAGGAGAGCGACGAGGGGCGGGGCCAGGACAAGCCCCUCCCCCACCCGGGACAAGCCCCGCCCACGAGUACAGCAUCGGCAGGAGGCGGGGCCUGCGCUGGCCCCGCCCCUCCUUCCGCAGCGGCCACGCCCACCCCGGGAGAGGGGGAGGGGAAAGGAGGCGAGGCCCCGCCCCCGCGGCGGUCCCAGGGCGCCCCCUGGCGGCCGGGGGGGCUCCUGCUGCCCGUGGACGAACCGGUGCGGGCGGCGCCCGCCCCCCCCCGGCAGCGCCCCUUCCCCAUCGUGCACCUCUGCAACCUGGUGCGUCCCUUCACACUGGGGCAGCUGAAGGAGCUGCUGGGCCGCACCGGGCGCCUCAAGGACGACGGCUUCUGGAUCGACCGCAUCAAAUCGCAUUGCUUCGUCACGUACUGCUCGGUGGAGGAGGCGGUGGCCACGCGGGAGGCGCUGCACGGCGUCAAGUGGCCGCAGUCCAACCCCAAGGUGCUGGCGGCCGAUUUCGCGCAGCAGGAGGAGCUGGAUUUCCACCGCGGCCUCUUGGCCCCGCCCCCUUCCUCCAGCCCCGCCCCCCUCCAGCCCCGCCCCUCCCCUCCUUUCCCCCCUUCCCUAAACCCCGCCCAGGGGGGCGUGUCCCCGCCCGGCCACGCCCCCCGGGGGGCGGAGCCUUGGCAGUGGGCGGAGCGCGAGCCGGAGCGCUCCCGGCGGGAACGGGCCCGGGAACAGCGCAAGUGGGACCGGGGCAAAAGCCCCGCCCCCAGCCCCGGGACACGCCCACAAGGGGGCGGAGCCACGCCGGGACACGGCCCCCGAGAGGGGAGGAGCGGCAGGACACGCCCACAAGGGGGCGGGGAUAAGGAGAAGGGGCGGGGUCAGAGAGAGGCGCGGCCGGAGAGGAAAGAGAAGCCCCCGGAGGAGCCGCCGGCCAAACUGCUGGACGAUUUGUUCCGGAAAACCAAAGCGGCGCCGUGCAUCUAUUGGCUGCCGCUGACCGACUCCCAGCUGCUGCAGAAGCAGGCGGAGCGGGCGGCGCGGGCGCGUGAACGCGAGCGGCGCCGGAAGGAACAGGAAGAGGAGGAGCUUCGGCAGCGCCAAGGGGGCGGGGCCAGCGCCGCGGGAGGGGGCGGGGCGAGCGCGGGAGGGGGCGGGGCUUCCUCGGGCACAGGCCCCGCCCACUCGCGGCCGUCAGGAGUGGGCGGGGCCGGGGCGAGGGCGCCGCCCAGUGGAGGAUCCCGGAAGCGCCGCAGCCGCAGCCGCAGCCCCAGGCGGCGCUGAGGCCCCAAAAUCGCCCAAAAAUCGCCCGAAACGGCCCCAAAAUCGCUCAAAACGGCCCCAAAAUCGCGCCCGGAACAGGAGAGGGGACGGAGG